Molecule: messenger RNA, 2095 nt
Organism: Priapulus caudatus
Lineage: Eukaryota; Metazoa; Priapulida; Priapulimorpha; Priapulimorphida; Priapulidae
Product: aspartate aminotransferase, cytoplasmic-like
Exons: 9
Coding region: 114-1337 (407 amino acids)
Biological process (GO): L-aspartate biosynthetic process
Cellular component (GO): cytosol
Molecular function (GO): L-aspartate:2-oxoglutarate transaminase activity; pyridoxal phosphate binding
Source: RefSeq, a predicted model, not a curated record
CCGUCACGGCGACCUUACUCCUCCGGAUAUUCUCUGGCGUUCCUGUUCCCUUGCGUUUGCGUUCCUGUUUCUGUACCGUCCGCCGCUGAUCUAAUUAUCUCUGACAAUUCAACAUGACUUCGCGUUUCGGAGACAUCGCUCAUGGCCCCUCUGUGGAGGUGUUCGAACUGGUAGCUAAAUUCAACGAGGACACCCAUCCAUCGAAAGUGAACUUGAGUGUUGGAGCAUACAGGACAAACGAGGCAAAGCCCUGGGUGCUUCCCGUCGUGCGUAAGGUCGAGGCGUCGAUGGCGGCGGACGAGACGCUCACCAAGGAGUACCUGCCCAUCACGGGCAUGCCGCAGUUCUGCGAAGCCGCCACCUCGCUCGUGCUCGGUGCCGACAACCCAGCCAUCGCCGAGAAGAGGGCGGGAGGCGUACAGAGCCUCAGCGGUACGGGAGCCCUGCGACUCGCGAUGACGUUCCUGCGAGAGCUGUGCGGCGCUAAAGCCGCGCUCGUCUCCAAGCCCACCUGGGGCAACCACCUGCUGAUGUUCAGGCAGUUGAAGUACGAGGAUGUGCGGGAGUACAGGUACUGGGAUGCCAGCAGCAAAGGCCUCGAUCUAACCGGCAUGCUGGAAGACCUCAAGACGGCGCCGGACGGCUCGGUGGUGGUGCUGCACGCGUGCGCGCACAACCCGACGGGCGUCGACCCAACGCACGAGCAGUGGGGACAGAUCUGUGACGUGAUGAAGGCGAAGAAACACUACCCUCUGCUGGACUGUGCGUACCAGGGUUUCGCGUCUGGUGACCUUGCCAUGGACGCGUGGGCCGUGCGCUUCUUUGCCAGCCAGGGACUUGAGAUAUUUGCCGCGCAAUCCUUCGCGAAGAACUUUGGGCUCUACAACGAGAGAGUGGGCAACCUGACGAUCGUCACGGCAACACCAGACGCACUGGAGCGUGUUAAGUCUCAGAUUAAGAUGAUAAUCCGAGGCAUGUACUCGAACCCACCGGCUCACGGAGCGCGCAUUGUCAACACGACCCUUCGCGACCCCGCACUGUUUGCCGAGUGGCAAGGCUGCAUCAAGACGAUGGCUGACAGGGUGCUGAUGAUGCGCGCGGGGCUGCGUAAACGCCUCGAGAACCUAGGAACGCCCGGCACGUGGAACCACAUCACCGACCAGAUCGGCAUGUUCUCCUACACCGGCCUCAAUCCGACGCAGGUGGCCUACCUCGUUAAGGAGUACCAUGUCUACGUGAUGAAGAGCGGUCGCAUCAACAUGUGCGGCCUCACGACGGGAAACAUCGACUACGUCGCCAAGGGCAUAUACGACGCCAUCAUCAAGAAUCCCAACUAGAGGGCGCCGGUGUCUGCCGGACUCGGUGGCUGCCGCGCGCGAGUCACGGAUCCAAUAACCUCACGCUAUUUUUCUUGGGGGCAGGGGGGGAUGUCAUUAGAGGUGCCAAUUGCAAGCGGGUGUGUGUGUGUGUGUGUGUGAUGGGGUACUAGCCAUGCGCAUACUCGCGCAUGUAGUUCAUGCUAGGUCUUAGCCUCUAGUCAGCGUUAGUAAUGCCGAGCAUGUAAAUGUUGUGGAGAGGGAGAAUGGUGCGAGCCGUGCUCGUGCGCAUAGACAGAACCGGUGCUGCCGUCGUCGUCGCCGCCCACUAGAGGGCGUGCUUGACAGGUGCGUUUGUUACCAGGGACUCGGGUCUCCUAAUGGUUAUUCUGUUGAGGUUUUUAUACUUAGCUGUUGAGUUUGCGGAUUUACGACUCGCGCUGACGGCGUCUUUUUAACCUAUUUUCUGACACUGUUCGCUUCCGUGGCAUUUUCGAUCGCUGCACACUCCCAGUGCACUCUAGCCUUGCAUGUGCACGCACGCGGAAAAUGCGGUUGUUACGUUAUUAUAUCUGGUACGUUCCACUUUUGAAAUGGUUUCGUACGCGUUUAACGAAUUUUCGGGUGGUCGUGCUUGAGAGUGCAGCUUCUGUCUGACUGCAGCGAUCGUCAUCGCUCGAUGUAGGCGGAGUAAUGCGACAUCUUUCGAUAUUCAUCAAUCUUGGGUCACAAAUUUUGUUACGACGAACAUUGUCGCAAUAAAUGUUUGUUGGAAAGGA